This is a messenger RNA of Eublepharis macularius, 915 nucleotides long. RefSeq names its product proto-oncogene Mas-like. NCBI's taxonomy places the organism in Eukaryota, Metazoa, Chordata, Lepidosauria, Squamata, Eublepharidae. The transcript has a single exon. Gene Ontology annotation, cellular component: membrane. Gene Ontology annotation, biological process: G protein-coupled receptor signaling pathway. The record is from RefSeq and is a predicted model, not a curated record. The coding region runs from base 1 to 915 and encodes 304 amino acids. Gene Ontology annotation, molecular function: G protein-coupled receptor activity.
AUGACCAAUUUCAGCAACACAUCCUUAUCUCCUGUAGAAAAUGAAAGAGUAGAGCCAUAUUCUUAUACCGAGCGUAUUAUAUCCAUCUUCCUGUUGUGUAUUUCCAUUGUUGGUCUUCUGGGGAAUGGAACUGUCAUCUACCUUCUGGGUUUCCGCAUUAAAAGGAGCCCUUUCACUACGUACAUCCUGAACUUGGCUGUUGCUGACUUUGGGUUCCUUCUGUUUGGGAGUCUACUUUGUAUUUUGAUGCUAAUCUACAAAAUGCCUGAAAUUAUUUUUGAUAUAGUUAACAUACCUGCCACAUUCAUGUAUGUUACUAGCCAGCUUCUACUGACAGCCAUCAGCAUCGACAGGUGUGUGUCUAUCCUCUUCCCAAUUUGGUAUCGAUGUCACCGGCCAACGCACUGGUCCACCACCGUGUGUGCCUUAAUAUGGGUUCUCACCUGCUUGCCCCCAGGAAUUUCUGCAAUUCUCUACAUUUUAAAGGACUUUGCAAUUGGAUCGGGUAUUCUUUACUAUCCACUUAUUGUAAGUUCAUUUCUUUGCCUCCCUCUUGUCACUGUCUCCACUGCAAUUCUGUUGUUCAAAGUGUCCUGUAAAUCUCAACAGCCUCAGAGGAGAAGGCUUUUAACUAUCAUCUUACUUACUCUCCUUUUCUUCCUAAUCUUUGCUUUUCCAUUGAGUGCUAUUAACACAAUCUAUUAUUUUUAUAGUCCUAAAUAUGCCAUUCUACAAAUUUAUGGCGCCAUAUGUACCUAUCUAAACAGCUUUGUCAACCCAGUGAUCUAUUACAUGAUUGGGAGAAAGAAGAAGGCUCAACAAAAGGAGAUCCUGAAGGUCAUACUCCAAAGAGCUUUCAAAGAGGAGGAAGAAGAUGGAGAGGAAGGAACCACCACAACUCAGACGGAGCUAUGA